Prorocentrum cordatum is the source of this 1038-nucleotide messenger RNA. The record is from the annotation of a GenBank genome assembly. Lineage: Eukaryota; Dinophyceae; Prorocentrales; Prorocentraceae.
GCUCAGCGGCCGCGGCCGCCGCCUGGGCACUGCGCCGCUCGCCGCGCGCGCCCGCGGGGCGCUGUGCGGCCAGGGGGCGAUGCUGCCCGAGGUGGGCGCGGCCCCGGGCCCAGGGAGGCGGGGCCACAGGCUGAGGACCCGAAGGAGCCUCUGCAGCUCCCCGUGGCGCCAGGCGCCGAUGCGGGCGGCAGCCUCGGGCGGCGUCGCGGCCUUGGCGCGGACAUGGCCGCCACCAUCAGCUACGGCUACGGCAUGAGCUCCAGCUCCAGCGCCCCGCAGCUCUCCUGGCGCCCGGGCCGCCGCAGCAACGGCGGCGCCGCCCCCGCGCGGUUAGGCGACCAGAUGGCCUUUGGCGGCUUCUGGAGGUCGCUGGAGGUCAACGGAGGCCUGCUGGUGGACGCCCUCCAGUCCACGGAGGCAUGGUUGACCGGCCUGGCGCAGGAGGGCGCACUCGCUGGGGAGCGGGCGCAGCCCAUCGUGCGGACGGCGCUCGAGGCGAUGUUCGUGCUGGGCCACCUGUUCGCUCCCCUGGCGCCCUCCGCCUCGCACGCCAUCAUCGGCCGGCGCUCGGCGGCGCGGAGAAGGGUGCGGCGCGCCGAAGAGUGUUGUUCGCCCGUUUCGUGCAUCCCCUUGGUCGAAGCGGCUACUGAACGCAGCGCGUGCCCGCCGAACACACAGUGGCGCGCUGCGAGAGCUGGAGACACACCGACGGCCCUGCCGUAUUUCUGACGCGCCAGAUCAAUUCCAAGCAGUAGCACCCCAUCGCCGAGGGCGCAGGCAUGGGCCUGCUCCGGGAAUGGAGCCUGGGACCCUCGCACCCAAAGCGAGAAUCAUGCCAUUAGACCUAGCAGCCAUUUGGAAUGUAUUUGCUUGCAUCGUCCGCAUUUGGCGCCUGGCAGCAUCAGCGGCGCAGGACCUAUCGCGAUCACAGCGAGGAUCAGCCGAGCAGGCAGCUCGAGCCUUUUCAGACACGGGAAGAGUUGUUCUUUGAUUGUUUGUUGGCCCUCCGCUGGGACCAGUGGCGAUGACGAUGUCGAU